[Torrubiella] hemipterigena is the source of this 2854-nucleotide messenger RNA. The record is from the annotation of a GenBank genome assembly. Lineage: Eukaryota; Fungi; Ascomycota; Sordariomycetes; Hypocreales; Clavicipitaceae.
CGACAAAAGCCGCCGCCGCCGCAGUAACAGGACCGUUUCGUCUAAUAAUACGGGGAGCAAGCAACAACGCAGGCAGCUAAGCUGCUGGCGUUCGCCGGCCGGCCGAGUUUUCGGUCCAAUUUAGCGGCCGUGGCAAAAUGGCAAACGCAUGGCUUGCAACGCGGACAAGCUCCCUCUGUCGUAGGGGUUUCGGUCACCCAAUAAUUGUUGAUGGUGCCGAGAGCUCCGGUUCCUUAUCAACGGCCCGAUCUCUGAUUGUUGAGUGCGACAUUAUUGGUUCUUUGUCCUUUGUUCCUUUCUCGUCUGCGUGUUCGGCGGUUUGCUGUUGCGCAAUCCUCGCUACCCGGCAUGGCUUAUUGCGCUCGAUGGUACAACGCGCCGGAGGCCCCCCGCAACAUUGACUGGCGGAGAAUUCCAAUUCACAAAAUAAAAUCAAUUUAGUAAGGGAAACCCUUUGCUAUAGUGAAUUUUCCCGGUCCGAUUUCGGGCACUGGUGGUUGAUUGGGCGGAUGUCGGGUUCAAGUUAUUGUUUGAGAGCAGCUUGCGGGAGAGUUGAGCUCCACGCUUGACAACAGUGCCAGGUGCUGCCAGCUGGCAGGACACACCAUUACACCCAGUCUUUGGCGGUAAAUCCAUCCUCAUUCGACAAAAGACCACUUGGAGAUCUUCAUCGACGACCAAUACAUCCCAUCUCUGCACGCAUCGUCGCCAGAUCGGUUGUUGAGCAUCCUGCUGUGUCAUUCGCGGAAUGUCGGCCAUCGCAAUGUCACCCUACCUGCGCUCCGCCUCCGCUUCCACCUUACAGAAGCCGGACAAGCAGCUGUAGCUAGCUCAUUGGACAAAAGUGCAGAUCCGGGUAAUAGGUCUGUAAUUUCAUUUGCCAUGGGCCUAGCAAUCGGCUAUUGCUUAGCUGAAUUGCUUAGCUUCUCCUAUACCGUGGUGCCGUCGGCAGUAGCACAGCAGUUGCUAGCAGAUCAGCAAGGUUUGGGUAGCACCUAGCUCCAAAAGGCCAAAAGGCGGGGAAAUCGAACCACUGUCAGAUUUCCCAACAAUAAAACUUGGUCUAAAUCAUCACUUUGCAAAAGGAGUCGAUAAACACCAAGACUCUGCCAAGAAUGAAGCUCGCUGCUACAACAUCCAUCGCUGUCGGCGCCGGUAUGGCUGUCGCCGACGCCAUCCAGCUCCAGCUCCCGGCUAGCUCUGGCGCCGCAGGACAGCCAUUUGACGGCUACGUCAGUUACUCAAUCGAGUUUUCGUCGUUUCCUGAUUUUGCAGGCAAUGCUUCCAACCCAAAUCUGUUCUCCUACAAUCUCAUCAACAACCUCGGCAAGGUAAUGGGCACCAACCCCUACAUUCGUGUUGGCGGUAACACCCAAGACUAUGCCCUAUACGACGCCAAUCAAAAAGAAGCUCUUGUCGGCAUUUACAACAUCAGCCGAUCUCCCGAUUACCCCACAACCAUCACCAUCGGUAAGGCGUACUUCGAGUCGUACCGCACCUGGCCAGGCGUCAAGUUGUCCCAUGGCUUCAAUCUGGGUCUUGGCGCUACCAAACCAGAAGGCUGGACCACUCUCCAGCAGACCGCACCGAUAGCCUGCGAGGCCCUGUCUCAUGAUAACCUCUACACGUGGGAGUAUGGCAACGAGCCAGACCUCUACUCGACUUCCUCGCAGGGUCCGGUCCGUCCUAAGGAUUGGAACGAGGCCACCUAUGUUGAGCAGUGGCAAAACGGAACAAACAAGAUUCGUGAGCUUGUCCAAAAGGCCUGCCCUAAGCUGGCUGACCCAACCUUUAUGGCCCCGUCAUUUGCUGGCGUUGGCAGCCAUCUCAAUGGGCCCAAGACGUUUAAGGCUGGCCUCGACGACAACAAUGAUAUUGCAUUGUUCUCGACUCACAACUACAUUAGCGGCGCCGGCUCACCUGGUGUCACCUUACAGGGAACCCUCAUGAACCACACACGCACCAAGGCAUCUGUCAAUGUCCAUGUCAACGAGUACAACCAAAUCCACGCCAUCACCGGUGACAAGACACCGCCCCUGAUGUUUGGCGAAUGCAACUCGCUCUACAACCAGGGCCGCCCUGGUCUGUCCAACACCUUUGGCGCCGCGCUCUGGGGCAUCGACUUCAACCUGUACUCUGCGUCGGUCGGAUUCAAGAGAGUACACAUGCACAUGGGAACCAACUACCGAUACCAAGCAUGGCAGCCCGUGGAGACGGAUCUGGCCUCUAUUGGCACCAAGGCCCCCUACUACGGAAGCAUGGCUGUUGCUGCUAUGCUGCGCAACUCUGCCUCGCAUCCCGUGUCCAUUGGCACGCUGGCCCUGCCCAACGAUGCCGAAUCUGGAUACACUGCCCACUUCACGUCGGGCUCCAAGACUGGCAAGCUUGCACGUGUCAUGAUCAUCAACAUGAGGGGUUAUAACAGCACGGUGGAUGGCGCUGGCUUAGAUCCGCUGCCCAAGCCGCCCACCAGACAGGUUCGCACGUACUCCUUCCAAGUGCACGAUGCCGCCGCCGAGGGCCAGGUUGUGCAGAUCCAGCGCCUCUUGGCCAACGGCAGCGACGCCAUUACCGGUAUCACGUACGAUGGCUGGAGCUACAACCGCGAGUUAGACAUGGGUAAGCCCGUGCGCUUGCACAAUGUCACUAUUGGAGAGACUACAACGGUCAAGAAUGGCUGGGUGACGGUCGAUGUGGUGGAUUCGUCUGCUGCUCUGUUGAGCUUUACCAAGAAGUGCACUUGAGCUUACUGGGUUCUAUUAUGAUGCAAAAUGAAAAUGAAAUAAGUAGUAAUUGUCAUGUAAUCUACUCAGUAAUUAAACUAAUACGGAACUUCGUUAUUCAUGGCCAUGCG